Messenger RNA from Glycine soja, 877 nucleotides. RefSeq names its product kunitz-type trypsin inhibitor KTI1-like. NCBI's taxonomy places the organism in Eukaryota, Viridiplantae, Streptophyta, Magnoliopsida, Fabales, Fabaceae. Gene Ontology annotation, molecular function: endopeptidase inhibitor activity. Bases 65 to 676 code for a protein of 203 amino acids. The record is from RefSeq and is a predicted model, not a curated record. The transcript has a single exon.
CCAACGUUGCUUAUUCAUGCAACUGAAUAAUUAAGAAAAGCCAUUUCCAUAGCAGCCUAAGAAAAUGAAGAGCACUAGCUUGUUCGCUAUCUUUCUACUUUGCGCCUUCACCUCAUACCUACCUUCCGCCACCGCCCAGGACGUGCUCGACGUGGAUGGCGAUCCGAUUCGGAACGGUUUCAUAUACUACGUUUUGCCGGCAAUAAGAGGAAACGGUGGCGGAAUAGAACGAGCCGCACUCGGGAAAGACACUUGCCCUAUCACUGUAGUGCAAUCUCCCAAUCCAAACUCUAAGGGGUUAGAAAUUAAGUUUGAAUCUGCAUACCCCGCCUAUUACAUAAACGAAACCCUAAUUUUGCAAAUAAAGUUCAGUUACCCACAGCAGUGUGAAAGAAAGAAUCCUUGGUGGGCCAUUUCUAAGGAUAUAUCUGAAGGACCACCUGCUAUUAAACUCUCUGGGUUCCAUGGUACUGAAAUCGGUUGGUUUAAAAUUCAGAAAGCUUCCAAAUCCUGUGACUCUAAUGACUACAAGCUUGUGUUCUGCCAGUAUGAUGAGACCUGGUGUUUGGAUGUCGGCAUUUACGUCGAUCGUCAAGGAAACAGGCGUUUGGUGCUUGCUGUUACUGGUGAACCGUUUUUGGUUCACUUUCACAAAAUUAGUUCUUCAACUGCAUGAAGCAGUACCACACUGGCCCAAAAAAAAAAAUCAUGUGCUUAAUUUCUAGCUGUGAGAGACAAUUAAGUGUAUGACCAAUAAAAUGGUUUUGUUGUAGGACCAAGUCUGAGAGACGCCAAGCACCACAUGAAUAAAAUAACCAAAGCUUGGUUUGUAUUGUAGCCUUCUCUAAUGCUAUUGGUCUGGUUACAUCAUCUUUAA